CGAUUCAUCCACAACCCGACCCGGAUCUGAAUCUUGCAUACCACUUUCUAUAUAUAGUAUUUAUAAACCCUAGUGAUUUGUUAAUUCAGUUUACUUUCUAAUUAAUCACCUGAUCAUUCGUUAGACGACUGCACCUACGGAGAGGAGAUCAGAAGAUGGCGAUGAGAUCUGUCGUUUCCCGCAGUGGACUGUGUCGUUUGAUGGAAGGCAACUGGCGAUCGUCUGCUUCGAGCCUUCGCUACUUUAGUGAUGACAAAGGCCGCGUCCUCAGCGAAGAAGAGCGUGCUAAGGAAACCAUGUAUAUUCAGAAAAUGGAGAAGGAGAGGCUGGAGAAGCUGAAGAAGAAGACUGAGCAGGAGAAGGCUGAGCAGGAGAAGUCUGAUAAGGCUGGAGAAGCAGCUCAAAAGAGCUGAAGUGGGUUUUCUGCUCUUAGUUGAUCUGUGAACUCCUGGUUGUCUUUCCCCUGGAGAAAAUAAAUGUACCAGACUUUGCAAGACUCCCUUUAGGCCUUGGUACCUGUACAGAGUUUGGUAUCUGAUCAAUGUUUCAAGUGUACUGCUGCAGAGUUGUGUUCCAAUGUGGUAGUAUAUUUAAUUCAGGUUUCUUUAAGCUUUCUUUCUGAUUUCUUUCCAGAUGGUUUGUACUUCUGGCAUCUUUAAUUGCACGUUUUAAAUCCACAAGGCACAAUCAUCUCAA
Sesamum indicum (sesame) is the source of this 696-nucleotide messenger RNA. Its product is annotated as F1F0-ATPase inhibitor protein. Gene Ontology annotation, cellular component: respiratory chain complex I; mitochondrion. Gene Ontology annotation, biological process: negative regulation of ATP-dependent activity. NCBI's taxonomy places the organism in Eukaryota, Viridiplantae, Streptophyta, Magnoliopsida, Lamiales, Pedaliaceae. The record is from RefSeq and is a predicted model, not a curated record. Gene Ontology annotation, molecular function: ATPase inhibitor activity.